AACUUGAAACCAACUUUAUCCUUAACUUAAAAGAUGACAUCCUCAACGGCUGAGAAACUCUGUCGUCGAUUCUCACUUGCCGAAAUCAACUUAGCUACCGGAGAUUUCAGUUUUGAGCAAGUGAUCGGAAAGGGUGGUUUUGGUGAAGUUUACAGGGGCUUCAUUGAUAAAGGGUCAUCUGUUGUGGCCAUAAAGCGGUGUGUAGGAUCAAAUUCGAGUCAAGGGCAGACAGAGUUUGCGGCGGAGAUUGAAACAUUAAGUAAAUUCCGACACCGUAAUCUAGUAUCUCUUAUUGGAUACUGCGAUGAGGAUGGAGAGAUGAUUCUUGUUUAUGACUACAUGUUGAAUGGAACGCUAGCAGAUCACCUCCACAAGAAUAGCAAGGGCGGCUCAACUCUCUCAUGGAAUGAACUACUUAAGAUAUGUAUUGGAGCUGGGCGAGGUUUGGACUAUCUUCACUCUGGUUGCUCCAUCAUACACCGCGAUGUCAAGCCUACUAACAUCCUUUUAGAUGAAUAUUUCAUUGCAAAGGUUUCAGAUUUCGGAUUAGCCAAACAUUUAGAGAAUGAUAUCUUACAGAGCCAUGUUUUCACAAAUGUUAAGGGCUCAUUUGGGUAUUUUGAUCCAAGUUAUUUUAUCUCCGGCAGACUUACAAGAGCAAGUGACACAUAUUCUUUCGGAGUAGUGUUAUUGGAGGUGUUGACUGGGAGACCAGCGGUUGACAAGAGGCUUGCGGAAAAUGAGCUCUGUAUGAGCAUGUGGGCUCAAGAAAAGAUUCGGAAUGGGAAAGCUGACCAGAUUGUAGCUUCAAAUUUGAAGGGAGAUAUCACACAAGAUUGCCUCAAGACAUUUGUUGAGGUUGUGAAAAGAUGUUUGCAUCCUGAACCCAAGAAACGACUCACGAUGACUAGAGUUGUGGCACAGCUUGAGUUAGCCCUUGAACAUCAGGAGAUGAAAGGGACGACGACACAAAAAUUACAAUUCUGGCCUAAUUGGAACAGAGUUCCAAAAACUACAGUUUUGCCAUCUGGCAAAGGAUCAACAGUUGACGUUGAUAAGCAGUCAAAGGCUGUCCCUGGCUUAACUGUGCAUCAUACUAUCAAUAUGCUGCCAAUUUAUGUCCCUUCCAUUCCACUAGCUGAAAUAAGUUACAUUAAUGAAGAAUUUCAAGCACCUGAAAUAAAGCACACGAUUGAUGAUGUUGUUCCCGGGAAUUUGAGUGUUAGUGCAGACAGAGGAGUAAAUGACAAAAGUGGAAACGAAGAAAAUUUUCAAAGGCUCGAGUACAUACAAGAGCGUGAAUUUUUCGCACAGUAUUCAAAGGCUCGGCACAUGCAUGAUGGUUUUAUUCCCAUGAGUAUGAGUUCUAGUUCAGUGAGAGAGGUAGAUGUAUUCCAUAUAGUACUCAAAAGUGGACAAGAAGCAAUAGUUAAAUGGCUCGACAACAUGCCAGAGCAUGACUUUGUAGCACAGGUCUCAACAGUAUCUAGCUUGAAACAUGAAAACGUGGUUCAACCAAUUGGUUAUUGUUUGAAUGGUGGCCGGCAGUUUCUGGUGUAUGGGUUUUCCACACAAAGGUCCCUACAUGAUAUUCUUCGCGAUAUGAAUGUCUUAUCUUGGUCCCAAAGAACCAAGAUUGCUGUUGGGAUUGCAAGGGGAUUAUGCUACAUUCACGAAAAUCAUUUGAUUCAUCAUGACUUAAGAUCCAGCAAUGUUUUUCUUUUUGAUGAUGAAACUGCAAAGAUAACUUGGGCUGAGUGUCAACCUAAUGUCAAGAGUUGUUAUGAUGCUCCAGAAGGGAAUGGUGAGUUCACUCAAAAGAGUAAUGUUUUCAGCUUUGGUGUGAUUCUCCUUGAGCUCUUGACAGUUGAUCCCAAAUGGCAUCCAAUGAACCGCCUUUUGACAUGGCUUGAUUCAGGCAAGGUACACGAGAUUGUGGAUGCUAGAUUAAAAGAAGACUGCCCCCCCGAGGAAGUUGAAAAGAUGGUUCAAUUAGCUCGAAUGUGCCUUCUAUUUAGACAAGAUACUCGUCCGGACAUGCCCUACAUUGUACGCGAGCUUUCAUGACGUGUUUUCUGAAAACCAAAUCACAAUAGUCUCAGAGAGGCAUGCAUGAAAGCAAGGGAGCUGAAGAAAGAUGGCAGCCAAAAUGAAAGAAAUAACUUCAUACAUGCCUGGGUAAAUUUGCAUAUUUCAUUUCAUUGGAUUUUAUUUGAAUUCUUUUCAAAUUUGUUUGUUGUUUGUCGUUUCUUGCGUAGGCUGAAAUGUUAGUAUUUUAAUGUUUGUUAUAUAGGCUGAAAUCUUGUUUGUGAGUGCUUGAUUCUUGCACUUUUAUGUGCCAUCGUAUGAUGAGAUAUUCUUGUGUAUGCUAAGUAGUACUGUACUAGUA
Molecule: messenger RNA, 2389 nt
Organism: Salvia hispanica
Lineage: Eukaryota; Viridiplantae; Streptophyta; Magnoliopsida; Lamiales; Lamiaceae
Product: putative serine/threonine-protein kinase PBL25
Biological process (GO): protein phosphorylation
Molecular function (GO): ATP binding; protein kinase activity
Source: RefSeq, a predicted model, not a curated record